Messenger RNA from Gaeumannomyces tritici R3-111a-1, 303 nucleotides. RefSeq lists its product as hypothetical. Lineage: Eukaryota; Fungi; Ascomycota; Sordariomycetes; Magnaporthales; Magnaporthaceae. The record is from RefSeq and is a predicted model, not a curated record. The transcript has a single exon. Bases 1 to 303 code for a protein of 100 amino acids.
AUGUCGGGCAUCUUCAACACCCCUCCCUCCAAGGACUCCAAGGACUCGGAAAACAACGGUGUCGCGGGCGUGGCCAAGGCGGGCACCUCGACGCUUGGCAACACCGUCUCCGGGCUCACAAAUACUGUCGGCGGGGUGGUCGGUGGAGCAGGCCGCGGCCUGGGCGAGACUGUUUCGGGUAUCACCGGAGGCGCGGGGAAGCCGCUGGGCGACGGCAUCGGAAACGCGGCGACGGCGGUCGAGGGUGGCGGCCAGGGUGUGGCCAAGAGCUCGAGGGACGCGGGCGAGUGGAAGACGAACUGA